Messenger RNA from Capsella rubella, 936 nucleotides. RefSeq lists its product as uncharacterized. The record is from RefSeq and is a predicted model, not a curated record. Bases 1 to 936 code for a protein of 311 amino acids. Lineage: Eukaryota; Viridiplantae; Streptophyta; Magnoliopsida; Brassicales; Brassicaceae. The transcript is spliced from 2 exons.
AUGUCUCGCUCAGCUGGAUAUUCGGUUGAACAAGACAAAUUAUUAUGUGAAGUUUAUAUGCAAAUUUCUCAAGAUCCAAUUCAAGGUGUUUAUCAAUCAUCAGAUCAUUUUUGGGAACGUGUGGUCGAAGCUUACGAGAAAGGAAAAGAUAUAACUUGGAGUGAACGUUCCAAAAAAUCAAUUCAGUCUCGCAUUCAAAUGAUUCAGAAGGCGACAAAAAACAUGCAUGCAUGCAUUAAGCAAUGCGAAAAUAGAUGUCCAAGUGGUGCUUCAAAUGAUGAUAUUUUUAAUCAAGCCAAACUAAUGUUUAGAGAAGAUUCAAAUUUUAAAGGAGGUUGGAAAUGUGAGCAUAAUUGGAAUAUUGUUAAGAACUUUGAAAAUUUUAAAGAUGGUGUUGCCCGUCCUAAACGUUUAUCUAUUUCAUUGGGUUCUGAGUAUACAUCUUUGGAAUCAGAAAAUCUUACCAAUGAUUCUCCUAUGCAAGCAUCUCCAAAUUUAUCUUCUUCUUCACUAAAUUAUGACGAAGCUAUAGAUGGAUCUCCCUCUCCACGAUCACUUGGGGUAAAAAAGUCAAAACUGAAAAGAAAAAUUGGUGAUCAAACAACAUCGGUUAUCAACACUUUAGAAGAAGGAAAUAAGCAAUUUUUGGAGCAACUGAAGAUGGCAAGUGACCAAAGACAACAACAAUUGGAGAUUGAAAGUAAAAAUUAUGCUUUGAAAGAGCAGAAGGAAGAAAACAAAAUUUUAUUUUGUAACUUGAAUACCUUACAUCCAAAUGUUCGUGGAUAUUUUGAGGCGGAACAAGCACGAGUUAUACAAAAGCGGAAUGAUAAACAACAAAACCAACAAGCUCCUCCUCCAUCUACUUCGUUUGGAUCGUUUGGACAAUACUUUAACGACAUUGGUGGAUCCGGAAGUAAUUUAGGAGAAUAUUAA